Messenger RNA from Scatophagus argus, 2040 nucleotides. RefSeq names its product high-affinity choline transporter 1-like. The transcript has 8 exons. Bases 223 to 1899 code for a protein of 558 amino acids. NCBI's taxonomy places the organism in Eukaryota, Metazoa, Chordata, Actinopteri, Scatophagidae. Gene Ontology annotation, molecular function: choline:sodium symporter activity. Gene Ontology annotation, biological process: choline transport; acetylcholine biosynthetic process; transmembrane transport. The record is from RefSeq and is a predicted model, not a curated record. Gene Ontology annotation, cellular component: plasma membrane.
CCGGAGGCGUGCCGCUGCUCAGGCAGGAGUGAUCAUUUGGCCAACACAGACAACACACAGGUGUGCGCUCACCUCACUCCACCGGCGUGAACAAACACCACUAUCUGCGUUCCACCCAUAGGUGGGUCUAUAGUUAAAACCACUGACAAAUAUUACACCUUCCAUUUUCACUUACCACACAAGCAAUUGCUGCUUUUGGGAGCCUCGGUCGGUCAGUGCACAAUGAGCUUGAACGUCCCAGGGUUGGUGGUUAUGGUGCUGUUUUACCUGCUGGUGCUGGGCACCGGCAUCUGGGCCUCCAAGAAGUCCAAGCAGGUGAAGCACAGCAACCCAGCAGAGCAGACGGAGAUUACUUUGCUGGGGAACAGAGGGAUCACCCUGGUGGUAGGGGUCUUCACCAUGACAGCUACAUUUGUUGGAGGGGGCUUCAUCGUUGGCCUGACAGAGAUAGUGUACACUCCAACAAUGGGACUGAUCUGGGCUGUCAUGCCUGUCACAGCAGCCUUGUCUUUCAUCAUUGGUGGAGUCUUCUUCGCCAAGACAAUGAGAGACAGAAAAUACAUGACAAUGAUGGACCCGUUCCAGAUCAAGUAUGGAAAUGUAAUAUGUGGAAUUCUGUCUGUGGCACUACUGAUAACUGAAAUAAUCUGGGUAACAGGAACUCUAAUUGGCUUAGGUGCAACAAUGAGCGUGAUCCUGGAUUUGCCCUACUCUCUUUGCAUUUGGAUCUCUGCCGCAGUAGCCAUCGUCUACACGCUGCUGGGAGGUCUCUACUCUGUGGCCUAUACGGACAUCAUACAGCUAACCCUCAUAUUCUGCAGUUUGUGGUUAUGUGUCCCCUUUAUUCUGAUGAACCCGCAUUCAGCUGACAUCACCAAGACUGCUUUCAACUUCACCUACCAGGCACCGUGGAUCGGUUCUGUGGAUAAAGAAAGAGCAUGGAGGUGGAUUGAUAAUUUCUUAUUAUUGAGUCUUGGUAACCUGGGAUGUCAGGACUUUCACCAGAGGACCCUGUCGGCUUUUUCUUCUGCCACAGCCAGGAUCACCUGCUUUAUUGCUGCUCCCUUCAUCCUCCUCCUCGGGGUCCCGUCACUGCUGAUUGGCGCAGUUGCGGCAUCAACAGACUGGAAUAUGACCACAUAUGGCGCCCCGUCCCCCUACGAACGUGGAGAGGCCGGUCAGGUUCUGCCCAUUACUCUGGAACAACUUGCCCCACCAUACAUCUCCAUCAUUGGUAUUGGAGCUGUAGCUGCUGCCGUGAUGUCAUCAACAGACUCAGCUUUACUGUCGGCUGCCUCCAUCUUCACCUCCAAUAUCUACAAGAACAUCCUGAGGACUGAGGCCUCAGACAGGGAGCUCCAGUGGGUGAUCCGUGUCACUGUGGUGUUAACGGGUUUGGUUGGCACAUCGCUGACCUUCCUACAGAACAGCAUCAUGGUUUUCUGGAUCCUGGGCUCUGACAUAACCUACACCUUCAUGUUCCCUCAACUCGUCUGCAUCCUCUUCUUUAACAUCUCCAAUGGUUAUGGCUCCAUCAUGGGCUUGCUAGUUGGAGUGUUAUUGAGAGUGCUGAGCGGUGAGCCAUCCAUAGGGUUGCCCGUCAUUCUCCAAUUCCCCGGCUGCUCUCUUGAGGACGGCGUGUAUGUCCAGCACUCUCCUGUGAGGACUAUUUGCAUGUUGUCCAAUGGCUUUGUGACUUUGUUGUUCUCUUACCUGGCUUUUGUGCUCUUCAGUAAAGGAGUGAUUCCUGAGAGGUGGGACGUAUUUAAAGUGAAAACCCAUAUACCACCACCAAACCUAAUACUAACGAGCAAAGGCACCACAAAAACACAUGAGAACAAGGAACCUGAAGUUAAGGAUGAGAAUGAAUUAAUGUUGACCACAAAUCAGCAGGACUGAAAGCAGAAUGGCUUAGUGGGAUGCUCACUAGCUCAGGUUAGGUUAGUUAGAUUAGCAUGGGUAGUUAGAUUAGCAUCUCUUUUCAUUCCAAAUACUUGAUCUUUGUAAAAAAAUAAAUAAAUAAAUAAAAUCUUUAAGGUA